AUGCAGUUGUUUCCUCUCGGCGUGUUGAUCGCCUUGCUGGCUUCUCUAGCAGGAGCGGUGUCAACUUUCUCUCCUGCACGACCUCCUGCGCUGCCCUUGGCAGUAAAGUCUCCUUACUUGAGCACAUGGCUUUCUGCAGGAAGUGAUGGAGGUAACGGUGGCUAUUUGGCCGGCGAAUGGCCGACUUUUUGGGAGGGCCAGAUCAAUGGCUGGGCUGGGCUAAUCCGCGUCGAUGGUGCUGUCUACACGUGGAUGGGUUUGCCUGGAUCGACAACUGCCAACCAGACUGCAUAUGAAUACACCUCAACAAAGAGCAUCUUCACAUUUCAUGUGGGAGAUGCUGUGGAGAUGAAAGUCACUUUUUUGUCUCCCAUAACGCCGAAUGAUCUACGAAGGCAGUCAUUGACAUUCUCCUAUGUUCACAUCGCGGUUUCGUCAAUUGACGGCGACUCUCAUGAUGUACAGCUCUACUCUGACAUUUCUGCCGAAUGGGUCUCUGGAGACCGCACUGCUGUUGCGGAGUGGGAGUAUGGUGUCACACGCGAUGGGGUUGCUUAUCAUAAGGUGCACCGUCAGACCCAACUCCUUUUUUCAGAAGUCAGAGAUCAAGCGGAAUGGGGUAACUGGUACUGGGCAACUGAGGAUAGUGACAGAAUGACGCACCAGUCGGGGGCUGAUGUUGCUGUUCGGGGUGCAUUCGCCGCUAAUGGAACCUUGGGCGAUUCAAAAGACUCAAACUACCGUUCCAUCUCCACAAAUUGGCCGGUUUUUGGCUUUGCAAUUGACCUGGGAUCAGUUACAUCGUCCUCAGUCGAUACGCACUUCACUAUUGGACUUGCCCAAACUGAAGCGAUCCAAUACAGCAGCCCCGAUGGCAUUCGCGCAGAGCCCUCCUUGUGGACAAGCUAUUUUGACGACGACUUGGCUGCGCUCGAGUUCUUCCAUUACGACUAUUCAACAGCAAACGAGCUCUCUUCGGCAUUGGACGAGAAGAUCGCGCGGGACUCCAUAGCAGCGGCUGGUCAAGACUACUUGACUAUUACCUCUCUCAGUGCUCGUCAAGCCUUUGCUGCAACGCAGUUGUGCGGCACGCCACAAAAUCCAUAUCUCUUUAUGAAGGAAAUAUCUUCCAACGGCAACAUGAACACCGUGGAUGUCAUUUUCCCUGCUCACCCAGUAUUCCUCUACACCAAUCCAAAACUGCUGGAGCUUAUCCUGAAGCCCCAUUUUGAAAUCCAAGAAUCCGGGCAGUACCCUAACGCUUAUGCGAUGCAUGACAUUGGAACCCAUUAUCCCAACGCUACCGGCCACCCUGAAGGCAACGAUGAACCAAUGCCGCUUGAGGAAUGUGGAAAUAUGAUAAUCAUGGCUCUGGCGUACGCACUCAAGUCGUCCAACACGGAUUAUCUGAGCGAACACUAUCCGUUGUUGGAACAAUGGACGUCAUAUCUGAUCGACGAAGCUAUCUACCCGGCGAAUCAGAUAUCGACGGACGACUUUGCUGGGCCUUUGGCCAACCAAACCAAUCUGGCCCUGAAGGGGAUUAUUGGUAUUGAGGCCAUGGCAACCAUUAGCAAGCUCACCCACCACGCUGACGCAGCUACCAAUCGCUCUGCUAUUGCCCACGAUUAUAUCGAUAGGUGGCAAGUACUGGGUAUUGCCCAGGAGGCUAAUCCUCCGCAUACCACCUUGUCGUAUGGCUCAAAUGAUUCUCACGGUCUCCUGUACAACCUUUACGCCGACCGUGAGCUGGGCUUGAACCUGGUGCCCCAAUCUGUUUACGAUAUGCAGAGCGAGUUCUACCCCACGGUGCAGAAAACGUACGGGGUGCCGCUGGACACCAGACACCAGUACACUAAAGGUGAUUGGGAACUGUUCACAGCAGCGGUUGCCUCGACGAGUACGAGGGACAUGUUCAUUGAGUUGCUUGCGAAUUGGAUCAACCAAACACCUACCAACCGCGCUCUUACUGACCUCUAUGAUACUGUUAGCGGAGAUUACCCCGGAAUCACCUUCAUUGCGCGGCCCGUGAUGGGCGGUGCUUUCGCCUUAUUACUUCUGAAGGAGGGUCUUUGA
Molecule: messenger RNA, 2076 nt
Organism: Aspergillus lentulus
Lineage: Eukaryota; Fungi; Ascomycota; Eurotiomycetes; Eurotiales; Aspergillaceae
Gene: gta1
Product: glutaminase GtaA
Source: RefSeq, a predicted model, not a curated record